ACAUCAGCGUAAAGAAUCCAAUCACUUCAUCACACCAAUUAUAAUUCCCUAUUAUUUUAUUAUAAAAAAAACAAAAGAUAAAUGUAAAACACCAAUCACAUAGCUUUAUUGAUAAAUUUGUCAGAGUAUAGCAACAGAACAACAUGAAGAAAAAGAAAACCCUUCUUUAACAAACUGUUCCUGCAUUUCUCAACAUUUAUCAAUUCAUAUUAACACCCUUUUAUUCAUAAACCUUUAACUACCACUACCAAUUUUUUCUCUCUUCCUCAAAACACCAUCAAUUAAAAAUAUAUACUUCAGCUUUACAAUAUUAUUAUACCAUAUACUAUUAAAUUAAAUUAAAUUAAACUACAUCAUCAUCAUCAUCAUCAAUAAUGUAAUUUGGAGUUGAAAAGAGAGAACGCUACGGAACUGUUUGUUUCUACGCAACCUUCUUUCUUCUUCUCUUAUGGCUUCUCAUCAUUCUUACAUAUCCAUCACCCUUUUUUCAUCUUCUCUUAUUCUUUCACAAUGAUCCAUGGUGGUUGCUGGAUUCAUAUUUACUGGUGAAAGUGUUGAUUGAUUGUUGAUUGAGGUGUUAGUGCUAGUUAGUUUAGGUGUAUAUGAUCUGUUGUUUAUCUAAUGUGUUUUUGGAAUUUGGUAUUUGAUAGAGACAUGUAUUAGUUUGGAAAGUAGUGUUUUUUGUUGGAGGAAGAGAUUGGUUGAUUAAUUAGGAAUUGAUUAGGAUUUAGGAUGGAUUUUCAGAAUAAUAUGCAGCCUGAAUUGGGAAAAUUGGAACAAAUUGUUUAUCAAUUUCUAUUGAAGUGUUUACACAUCAUUUUGGACUCAAGGGUAGCUUCGAUACGUCAACAUGAUAGAAGUGGUGACCUAUCAACGGGUGGUUCUCGUGUGAGGAGGAGUGAUAAAUGGUUUAAUUUCGCCUUAGGUGAUCGACCUUCUGCUCUUGAUAACUUGAACUUUUGGCAUAGGAAUUUGAUGGAUCCGAUGAUAAUUGACAUUAUAUUAGUUCAUGAAGAGAAUGGUUCUUCUGUUGAGACAGUUAUAGAGAGGUGGAAUGUUCAAUAUGAAUGUCCAAGAAUAAUGGCUCCUCAAAUUAGUGAUAGUACUAUAUCUUACAAGAAAACAUACCAGAAAUCGAUUAUACUGUUUCGCGCUCUUUAUUCUCAAAUGAGGCUUCUCCCAACUCAUAAGAUAUUUAGGCAGCUAAGUUCAUCAAAUUACACUUGUAAUUUUGAUAUUGUUUACAAAGUCUCUUCCUUUAGUGAUCCAUUUUCUAGGGAAGAAGGAGCGAUGAUGGAAGAAUAUAUUUUCACACCUGUUGAUGCGCUUCCAGGCCGUCUUAGCUUAUCUGUGACUUACCGUUCUACAUUAUCUGAUUUCAACCUUGAGUGUUCAACAUCAUUACCAACAAAAAUAAUUACUGAUUAUGUUGGAAGUCCGAAUACAGAUCCUUUGAGGUAUUUCCCUUCUUCAGUAAAGGGUGUUCGUGUGCCUCCGUCUUCUACGCCACUUGACCGUCCUCAUAGUUGGACGCCUGGAUUUCAUAAAGCAGCACCUUUUGUACAGAACCAUCAGUAUGCUGGAUCACCACCGGUGCAUCGUGGCUCUCUCAAGCCAUUUGAUUUUCCAUCUCCACCUACUGAUAAUUUCAAUAUCAGAUAUCAUAACCGUCGAAUACAAAGUCAGUCAAGGUCUACAAGUUAUGACGAGCAUCAACUUUCUCCACCAUUCUCAUCCUCUUUAUCUCCAUCACCACCUAUACAUAGUGGCAAUACAAUGCAUACUCGUAUGCGCUCUGAAACAGCACCUGUGUCUAUACCUCAUCCAAUAAUGGGCAAAAGCUCUAGAAAUCUUUCUCCUAAUUUUUCAGAUCCUAAUAGAAAUUCUCUGCCCCCUUUAUCUCCCAGAAGGAAUGAUGCAUCGUCAAACGAGUCUCCAUCUGGAAUCAGGUCAUUCAGGAAAAUAGAAUCUCUAAAGUUUGGUCAAAAGAUUGUCAGAGAUAGCAAGGAGGAUUCAGGGCGGUUCUCAGGAUUGCUAUCUUCUAGUGACUCACCACGUGUUGGAGUUUCUAGAACCUCAAGCAAAUUAUCUUUUCAGGAUGACUUGGACGAUGGUGAUUUUUCAUGUCCUUUUGAUGUUGAUGAUGUUGACCCUCCAGAUGUUCUGUCAAGCCAUAAUGUGUAUGGGAAGAGUGCUUCAGAGUCCCCUUCAACAUCAUUACCAAUAGGGAGAAAGUCACAAGAUGCUGCUGUUGGUGUUCUUGUGCACAUGCUCAGAACAGCACCUCCUUUGCGCCAAGAUUCAAGUUGUUAUUCAUCGCAUUCCCUGAAGGCUGAAGUCGAUGGAGGAGUUGCUACUGCUUCUGGAUUCUUCAUGCCUCGAAAGACAACUGACGCACUCGAAGAGCUAAGGAGUUAUAGAGAAAUGAGAGACCUUCUUCUUUCUAAGAGUGGUACCCGGAUCCUGAAAAGAGAUGAAACUUAAGCAUGGUGACUAAUUACAGGUUAUACAGAACAAGCAGUUGGGAAAGAAAAAGAUUGAGGGAAUUUUGUACAUAUCUGACUUUAUGAUUGGUUAGAAACACCAACAUUAUUAUUUUAUCAUGACUAAAAUGCUUCUAAUUUGCUCUAAUCUUUAUAAACAUUAUUACAGUUUGAAAUGAAGAAUCUGUUUGCCCUUUGUACACGACAACGGCAAUAGUGGCAAUUAAAGGGAACAUUUUAGAAGUAUUUUGGAUGAAAGAUUGUUGAAUUUCUUUGUAGAGAUGCACAUAUACUUUUGUUGAAAUGAUGAAUUUUAUUUUAAUUAGAAA
This is a messenger RNA of Trifolium pratense (red clover), 2812 nucleotides long. RefSeq names its product autophagy-related protein 13a-like. Gene Ontology annotation, cellular component: cytosol; phagophore assembly site; extrinsic component of membrane. Lineage: Eukaryota; Viridiplantae; Streptophyta; Magnoliopsida; Fabales; Fabaceae. Gene Ontology annotation, biological process: mitophagy; autophagosome assembly; protein localization to phagophore assembly site. The transcript is spliced from 4 exons. The record is from RefSeq and is a predicted model, not a curated record. Bases 733 to 2484 code for a protein of 583 amino acids.